AUGACGAAAGUCAAAUUCGCUCUCCCACCGGCAGCCGGCAAAGUCACAUCUCUCUUCCAGUCUAAGAAAGACACCCCACCAGUCUUCAAUCAGCCACUCAACACUAGCUCAUGUCCGCACCAUCGUAUUGCAAGGCUACUAUACAGCAUCUUCCUCUCACUCUUACUCAUCAUCGCAAUACCAGUGAUCACGCUCAAGGCAUUGACCUACAGCUUCAUCGAGGACAACCGUAUGAUGGGGUUCACCUUUCAGACGACAAGAAAAAGCGGCGAGCCUGGCGAGGCCAUCAUCAUGGCUGCUCUACCGAGGAUGCUUUACGCCGUACCAGCAAAAUUGGCCAUCAUUGCUGCUACAGUCAGUAUAUGUCUGGCUGCGGCACAUCUUGGGUUCGUGGGCGCGGAUUGGAACAUGGGCAAGCGGACUCAAUCAUACGCCUUCCGUCGCAACAUCAUGUUCUUUCACAUCACCAACGCCAUCCUCGUCCUCUUCGCUCUAGUCUCCAUCUACGUUACCCACAAGAACACCUCGCACUUUCGUGAAGGCUUCGUCAACUUCCGCGCAUCUCGUAUGAACAAUACAGCUUCGACCCAGGAGAAUUUCUUUCGCUAUAACUUUGGCACCUUCGAUCUUGAGACCUGGGCGUGCGAGCUCCAAGAUGUCAGAGGUGCCGUUAUGGUGCGAGACGAUUAUGGCAAGCAAUGCGGAGUUGAGAUUGCUGGUCGUGCAAUUAUGAUACCUUUCAUGAUAACUGCUUGGGCCGUCGCAGCGGUGAGUCUUUGGGGCUUUGUAGGAGGUGGACGAAGAGGGCCGGAUGGUGAAAGGAUGAAGACGGACGAAGUCGGGCUUGAAAUGGGUAAAAUGAACGCUACAGACGACUGA
Alternaria atra is the source of this 879-nucleotide messenger RNA. RefSeq lists its product as uncharacterized. The transcript is spliced from 2 exons. Bases 1 to 879 code for a protein of 292 amino acids. NCBI's taxonomy places the organism in Eukaryota, Fungi, Ascomycota, Dothideomycetes, Pleosporales, Pleosporaceae. The record is from RefSeq and is a predicted model, not a curated record.